AUGGCGAGUAGAAGACUCGAGGAGUCCAUGGGGGCUGUUCAGAUGGGGUUAGUCAGAAUGCUGAAAGGGUUCCAAAGCAAGGUUUUGCCACCCUUGAAUCCAAAGGUGGUUACAAAAGAAGAAGUAAAUCGAAUGCUGACACCCUCGGAGUUCCUGAAGGAAAUGUCGCUCACCACGGAGCAGAGACUGGCUAAGACACGUUUGAUGUGCCGACCACAGAUCAUCGAACUUUUAGAUAUGGGGGAAACAACACAUCAAAAGUUUUCAGGAAUUGACCUGGAUCAGGCAUUAUUCCAGCCUUUUCCAUCAGAAAUUGUAUUUCAGAACUAUACUCCUUGUGAAGUCUAUGAAGUUCCAUUGGUUUUGAGAAACAAUGACAAAAUUCCAAGGAUGGUGAAAGUUGUUGAAGAAAGUUCACCAUACUUUAAAGUAAUCAGCCCCAAAGACAUUGGCCACAAAGUAGCUCCAGGAGUGCCAUCCACAUUCCGAGUCCUCUUCACUCCGGAGGAGAACAAGGAUUAUGCCCAUAUGUUGACCUGCAUAACAGAAAGAGAAAAGUUUAUUGUACCCAUCAAAGCUAGAGGUGCACGAGCCAUCCUAGAUUUUCCUGACAAGCUGAAUUUUUCCACUUGCCCUGUCAAAUACAGCACGCAGAAGAUUCUGCUGGUACGAAACAUUGGCAACAAAGAUGCUGUGUUUCACAUCAAAACUCAUAGGCCUUUCUCGGUAGAGCCAUCUGUUGGAACUCUUAAUGUGGGAGAGUCCAUGCAACUGGAAGUGGACUUUGAGCCACAGACUGUAGGCAAUCACAGCAAAAGACUUAUUGUGCAUUAUGACACAGGUGAAAAAAUAUUUUUAUCUCUGUAUGGAGCUGCCAUAGACAUGAAUAUAAGACUGGACAGGAAUUCCUUGAUCAUUGAGAAAACCUACAUAUCUCUGACCAGCCAGCGAAAUAUAACUAUUCACAACCGCAGUAACAUCAUUGCACAUUUCCAGUGGAAGAUAUUUGCUACCCAGGAAGAAGAAGACAGAGAAAAGUAUAGGGUCUGUGAUGAUCUGAGCAAAGAGGAAAAGAAUGAGACUGAUGAGUUUCUUGAAGAGUGCAUUACUGAUCCUUCACUCCGAGAACGUCUUUCCAUUCUGUCCCGCACCUUUGAGAAUCAGAGAAAGCUGGUUCAGGAAGACAGCAUGCUCUUCUUGAAUGAUAUUUUCACUAUUGAGCCACUGGAAGGUGAUGUCUGGCCUAACUCAUCAGCUGAAAUCAUUGUGUACUUUAAUCCUCUGGAAGCCAAGCUCUAUCAGCAGACAGUUUACUGUGACAUUUCAGGCCGAGAGAUCCGUCUGCCCCUCCGAAUCAAAGGGGAAGGAAUGGGACCAAAGAUUCACUUCAAUUUUGAACUGCUGGACAUUGGAAAAGUUUUUGUUGGAUCUGUACAUUGUUAUGAGGCAAUACUAUCCAACAAAGGCAGCAUUGAUGCUCUCUUCAACGUGGUCCGUCCAACUUCGGCUUUGGGAGCCUGCUUUGUUUUCAGCCCCAAAGAAGGCAUCAUCGAACCAGGUGGAGUCCAGGCAGUCCAGAUAUCUUUCAGUUCUCCCAUUCUGGGACACUUUGAAGAAGAGUUCCUGGUCAGUGUCAAUGGGUCCCCUGAGCCUGUGAAAUUGACCAUUAGAGGCUGUGUCAUUGGACCUACCUUCCACUUUAAUGUUCCUGCUCUGCACUUUGGCAAUGUUUCCUUUGGUUUCCCUCAUACAUUGAUAUGUUCCCUCAAUAAUACCUCCUUGGUCCCCAUGACCUUCAAACUGCGUGUCCCUGGGGAUGGCGAUGGCCAUAAAAGCAUUUCAAGUUGUGAGCAGUAUUCAGACAACAAAAGACCAUUUUGGAACAAGGAUGAAAGACCCAUAAUGAAACCAAAAGAAUUCACCAUCACUCCCAGCAGUGGCACCAUUCGCUCCCAAGGAUUUGCUGCUAUCAGGGUGACCUUAUGCUCCAACACUGUGCAGAAAUAUGAGCUGGCCCUGGUGGUGGACGUGGAGGGCGUCGGGGAAGAAGUGCUGGCUCUCCUAAUCACAGCCAGGUGUAUUGUACCUACCCUCCACAUGGUGAACACAGAGGUGGACUUUGGGCGCUGUUUCCUGAAGUACCCCUAUGAGAAAACAGUCCAGCUUGUCAAUCAUGAUGACCUCCCAGGAUGCUAUGAGGUCCUGCCCCAGGUACAUGAAGACAUGCCUGCCGUGUUACUCUCCAGUCCCACACCCUGUGGAGUCAUCCCCCCCCAUAGCACCGUCCACAUACCUCUGGCCCUGGAGACACAGGUCACUGGGGAAUAUAGGUCCAUAGUUUACAUCUCAACCUUUGGGAGCCCGGACCCCCCUAUGGUAUGUCACUUAAAGAGCAUCGGAGAAGGCCCAGUUAUCUACAUUCAUCCCAGUCAAGUUGAUUUUGGCAAUAUCUACGUUCUAAAGGACUCCUCAAGGAUUCUCAACCUAUCUAACCAGUCCUUUAUCCCCGCAUUAUUUCGGGCACGCAUGGCACACAAAAAAUCCCUUUGGACGAUUGAACCCAGUGAAGGCAUGGUUCCCCCGGAAACUGAUUUUCAACUUACAUUGACAGCCAACCUGAAUGACAUACUGACAUUCAAAGACACAGUCAUUUUGAGCAUAGAAAAUAGCAACACCUACCGGAUUCCUGUCCAGGCUUCAGGAGUUGGUUCCACCAUUGUUUCAGAUAAACCCUUUGCUCCAGAACUCAAUUUGGGAGCACAUUUCAGCCUGGACACCUAUUAUUACUGCUUCAAGCUGACCAACAAGGGACGUCGGGUCCAACAGCUGUUCUGGAUGAACGAAGAUUUCUAUCCCCAGAAAAAGCUGAGCAAGAAGGGCCUGGCUAAGAAGGGACUUUCUAAGAGCCAGCCCCAACCCCAGCACUUCCACGAGCCUGGGGCUCCCCAGAGCCCCGUGUUUCAGAUCCACCCGGUCAGAAUGGAGCUGUACCCAGACCAGACGAUCGAUGUGAUACUUAAAGGCUAUUCUGCUACUUCCAGGAUAGUCAAAGAAAAGCUGGUGUGCCAUGCCAUCAUCGGGGCACAGAAGGGGAGGAGCGUAUUGAUGACUGUGAAUAUCAUCUGUGAGUUUAUAGCACCACUUAUCCAGCUCUCCACAAAGCAGCUCAUAUACUGCCUGGAGAAGAAGCCGAACACUGUCCUGGAACCUGACUACCAGCCCUUGGUCAUGAAGAACAUUUCCACCCUGCCUGUGAAUGUGUUGCUCUCCACAAGUGGACCCUUCUUUAUCUGCGAGACUGAUAAAUCUCCACUGCCAUUAACUCCUGAGCCUAUCAAACUGGAGACUGGUGGAGAAAAACACUUGCUGGUCAAAUUUGACCCUUCUUACAGAAAUGAUUUGAACAACUGGGUAGCAGAAGAAAUUCUAGCAAUCAAGUAUGUAGAGCACCCUCAAGUAGACAGACUGAGCCUGCGUGGAGAAGUGAACUACCCCAACCUCAGCUUUGAGACCAUGGAGCUGGAUUUUGGCUGCAUCCUGAACGAUACAGAAGUGAUCCGAUAUAUAACAAUCACCAACUGCAGCCCCUUGAUUGUGAAGUUCCGAUGGUUCUUCCUGGUAGACAACGAGGAAAAUCAGAUAAGGUUUGAGCCAUGGCCAAGGAAGCCCGACAGUGCCCCCCUGUCCCAGGUGGAAUCCAUCCCAGCGACCUCAGCUUCUGCCAGCUCUCCAGCAGUGCCAGUAACGGAGUCUCCCGAAAUGGAGCUAAAUGGUUUUGUUAAGACUAUCCUCGUGGAUGAAGAUGUCGGGCCUGAAGAAAGACAACACAAAAAAGCACAAACACCCAUCGUGAUCAUCUCCGACGAAUUAAAACUUAAUUCUGCUGAAACAGAAAGAAUAGACCCAAACCAGAACCAGGUGGAGUUUCAGGAACCCCCAUGGAGCUUUGAACGGGAAGAAAUGCUUCCCAUCGGGGUAGAAGAAGUGUUUGAUAUUCUGCCCCUGUACGGAGUGCUGCAGCCGCAUAGUAACCACCAGAUAUCAUUCACCUUCUACGGACACUGUGACAUCAUUGCACAGGCUAAAGCCCUGUGUGAAGUGGAAGGAGGGCCUACCUAUGAGAUAAUGCUGCGGGGAGAGGCAUCCCUGGUCAACUACUUCUUUGACACCAAGGAUAUUAACUAUGGAUUACAGCUGUUUGACCAUGUCACAGAGAAUGAAAUCACACUGAAGAACACUGGGAAAGUUGGCUUUGAGUUCAAGGUUCUGACAGACCACUUGUCUUCACCAGACAACCUUCUGCCCGGAGUGCCCCUAAUCGUGCCCAAGUCCGGUUUUAUCAGUUCACAUAAAGAGCAGGUAUUGAAGGUUUACUACUUACCUGGAGUACCUGAGGUCUUUCAUAGGAGUUUCCGGAUACAAAUUGCCCACCUGGACCCAGAAUAUAUUACUCUGCAUGGAGAGGGAAUCUUUCCCCGAAUCUGCCUCGAUCUCCCCAGGAAACUUCAAGGAAAUGAAAAGUAUGAAACCUUCUUGAAUCAGGCCAGAAAAAACCUAGGAAAAGACAACAACUGUGAAACACUUGAUCACUUAGAGAUAACUGAGGAAUUGCCUGAUGAUGAAUCUUCUGAGUUAAGUCCUCAGCUCCAGAUGGAAGUAGAGCGACUUAUAGUCCAAGGCUAUUCUAUAGAGCAUCAGAAAACAAUUAUCCCCGAUUCCACAGAUGACUUCAGCUAUCAGAGUCGUCGCAGACUAGCCAAAGUCCAGCUGCCAGAGUAUAUCCUGGACUUUGGCUACAUCAUCCUUGGGGACAUCCGAACACACAUCAUCAAGAUCACCAAUACCAGUCACUUCCCAGUGUCCUUCCACGCAGAAAAGCGCGCCCUUCAUGACACAGGUUUCAGUACUGAGUUAGAUCGUGUAAAAAAUCUGCCUUACUGUGAAACAGAAACAUUCGAAGUGAAAUUUGACCCACAAGGGGCCAAUCUCUCCAUUGGAAACAAAGAGGUCAUUCUACCCAUCAAGGUGGUUGGAGGGCCAACAGUUCACAUCUGUCUCCAAGCCAAGGUGACCAUUCCUGCUCUGACACUGUCUUGUGAAAAAGUGGAGUUUCCCACAAUACAAUGUGGACAGUGCCUCGUGGAAACUAUUCAGUUUUCCAAUAAUCUCCAAGUCCCUUGUGAAUGGUUUGUCCUGAGCCUUAAGCCAGUUAACAAGCUGGAGAAACACAUGCCAAAGUACUUGAGACAGAAACUACGUGCUGAAUUAAAGCCAAAGACACGAAUCUUUGAGAUCCAACCCACUUCUGGGGUCUUGGAUCCUGGUGAGAGGUCCAACGUGCAAGUGAAAUUCAUGCCUAAAGAAGAGAAACUCUACAGCCAAACCCUGGUUUUCCAGAUUGCCCAGAGUCCUCAGAAGCUUACGCUGCUGGCACAGGGGCAAGGUCUAGAGCCACGCUUGGAAUUCACUCCCUCAGUUCUGGAGCUGGGGCCCCUGUUGCCUUAUGCACCUGGAGACGAGGCUGAGGUGGUGGUGAAGAAUCCCUGCAACUUUCCCAUUGAGUUUUACUCCUUAGAAUUUGACCAGCAGUAUCUCCUUGAAGAGAAGAUCUUGCGAAUGCUGAAGGGCUACGAUUCCUACAACACCCUGCUGCUGCCUCCCCGCUUUCCGGGGGAAAAGCUACCCCCCGAGGUUUAUGAGUACUUUAAGGAGAUGAAGCGGUCAAAAGAGGAGCAGAUGAAGGCGAAGUUUCUGGAGAGUCUGGCCCAGGAAAAUGAAGAGGAAGAUAUACCCUUAUCAGAACAAGGCACCUCUGCCAGUACGAAGAGGACUUCACUGAGCCAAGGGAUCUCUGUCACGUCCAACCUGGAAGAGAGGCACAUCCCCAUGGUCGAGUCUAAGACCUACCCAGAUGAAGAUGAGGAUGAGGAAAGCCUGGAAAAAAUAAUGUUUCAAACUGACAAGUUACAGAGCAUUGACAGCCACUCGACAGAAGUUGGAGAAGUAGAGAACAACCCAGUGAGCAAGGCAAUCGCUCGCCACCUGGGCAUUGAUAUUUCUGCAGAAGGUCGCAUGGCCAAGAACAGGAAGGGCAUUGCCAUUAUCAUCCAUGGGACGCCCUUGUCAGGGAAGUCAGCCACAGCAAUCAGCAUGGCCAGAUACUACAACGCAACCUGCUUGAACAUCGACUCCAUUGUGCUUGAAGCCAUCUCCGAUGGCAACAACAUCCCGGGGAUCCGGGCCCGUGAGCUCUGUAUCAGGGCUGCCAUAGAGCAGUCCAUGAAGGAAGAAGAGUCAGCCCACGAGGCUCCUUCAGGCCAAACUGCUUUGGGACAAACACGUCUGAGCAGUGAAACUCUGGGCAAGUUGACUUCAGAAUCUACCCUAUCCCCUGAAAUAAAACCAGCGAAGACCGUGCGUGGGAGCAUGAUUAUUGCCAAAAGCAAGGCGGAGAGCCACGGCUCUGGGUCUCAGAAGCAGCACCACCAGCACGCAUCCGAAACACCACAGAUUUCCUCCAGCCCUCUCCCUUCGGGGCCCACACAGCGCCGGCUCAGUGUCAGCGCCAGUAUCGGAGGUGAGACUGGGCUCAUGAGCUGUGUUCUCCCUGAGGACCUAUUUACCCAGAUCCUGGCUGAUCGCAUACAGCUGAGUGACUGCUUCCGUGGAGUGGUGUUUGAUAGCGUUGAGACCCUCUUUGCUCGGAACAUGACUACAGCUCUCCUCUGCCUGCUAAAGGCCAUCGGCAGCCGGGAGCACAUCUAUGUUAUCAACAUGGCCCAGGAUUACACACUCAUGAAGGCCCAGGAGAAAGCAAAAAAGGAGCAAGAGGAGAGCAAACGCAGGGAGGCAAUUGAGAAAGAGAAGGAGCGUCUCCAAAAUAUGGACGAGGAAGAAUAUGACGCCAUGACAGAGGAGGAGAAAAUUGUGUUCAAUCGAGAGGUUCAGCAGGCCCUCCGGGAAAGGAAGAAGAGGGAGCUGGAGAGGCUGGCAAGGGAGAUGCAUGAAAAGAAGUUACAGCAGGAGCUUGAGCGGCAAAAGGAAGAAGAUGAGCUAAAACGGAAGGUCAAAAGGCCGAAGCAAGGACCAGUAAAGGAGGAACCUCCUACAAAAAAAUCUCAAACAGUAAACCGGCAGACUCUUACUUUUACCAAAGUAGAGGUCAAGAUGGAUGCCGUAGAAAGGAAAGUAUCUGUUAGGGAACAGUUAGCUGAGAAGGAGGAACUGAGCAAGAAGAAAAGGAACCAACUAUCAGAGAGCCACAUGCUUGGGUUGCCCCUUGUCCAGGAACCAGAGGACAGUGAGGGGGACCUCCUGAAGGACACUGACAAGUUACUGGCCCAGAGGUUUAAGACCUAUGAUCUGACUCUCAAAGAUGUUCAGAACAUCCUCACGUACUGGGACCGGAAGCAAGGCAUUCUAGUGCAACACAUAGGCUCCGAGGACAUGCCCCAUGAGCCUGAUGACCAGCGCCAGGUUCCUUCGAGUGGGCGCCGAGGCCGCAAGGACCGAGAGAGGGAGCGUGCAGAGAAGGAGAGAGCUGAGAAGGAGCGCCAGGAGCGGGAAAAGGCCGAGAGGGAGCGUCUGGAGAAGCUCCGGGCACUGGAGGAGCGGAGCGAUGGAGGAGAGGGUGACGGGGAGGAGGACCACGAGGGGAAGAAGGAUCUAGGCGUGCCAUUCAUAAACAUCCAGACACCCGACAUGGAAGGCUUGAGCUGGAAGCAGGCCCUGGAGAAUGACAGGCUUCCCAAGGGGGAUCAGAUCCUGGACAUCUUGGGUCUGGGUUCCUCUGGCCCACCCAUCCCUCCUCCGGCCUUAUUCUCAAUCAUCUCCUUCCCCAUGAAGCGGCUGCCUCUGGCCACAACAGAAAUCCUGAAGCAUUUUGUGUUUGUGAGCCCACCAUCUGAAGAGCUCCCCCUGCUGGAGGAGAAAAGAGAAGGAGAAGCAGAACCAGAGAUUUCAAGCACCAUGGGCUCUGUGAAGGCCCAGGAGGAGCAGACCACCUCCUCUAAGGGAAGCAGACAGAAACUGAAAGAAAAGGCAGAUCAGGCCCGAGACACUCAGAAGGACAAACGUCGCAUGGCCUUCAACAGGAAGGUCCUUUCUGGGGCAAUGUCUGGAGCCAUUGCCCCCCUGUCAGACAUGGACCAGAGCAGCUUCUCUGGGCAGUUCUCUCAGGAGAAAUUCAUCAGGCUGAACCAUUUCCGGUGGAUCGUGCCAGCCAACAGUGAGGUGACCUUGCGAUUACACUUCUCUUCUGCUGACAUUGGGACCUUUGACCAGACGUUUAACUUUGAGAUCCUUGGGACUCACCGCCAGUACCAGCUUUACUGCCGGGGUGUGUGCAGUUAUCCAUACAUCUGCCAAGACCCAAAAGUGGUAUUUCCUCAGUGGAAGGUGGACAUGAAGACAGAUGAGGUCAUCUUUAAGAAGCAUAUUAUGAGCAUGGAGAAGUUUUACUUUGGGCCACUGCUUUGUGGAAAAUCAAGAGAUAAGUACAAGUCAUCCUUGUUCCCAGGCAACAUGGAAACAUUGACAAUCCUGAACAAUUCACCAAUGGUCGCAGAGGUGUUCUUCUGUUUUCAGAAUGAUGUCAAAGCAAACACCUACUUCCUGGAGCCCAUCAGCAUGAUUCUGAAACCCAAUGAGAAGCAGAUGCUGAACAUAUGGGCCUACCCUACUGCAGUUGGUGUCUUUGAAGACUGCAUUGUCUGCUGCAUCAAGGAGAACACAGAGCCAACGGUCUUCAAAUUAAGCUGCCAAGGGGUCCGCCCAGAACUAGAGCUGGAACCCAGGCAAUUGCAUUUUGACCGACUCUUGCUGCACAGAAAAGAAUCCAAGGUAGUUCUCCUCCGCAACAUCACACCCCUGCCUGUGGCCUGGCGGAUCACCAGCCUGGAGCACCUGGGCGAUGACUUCACUGUGUCCACCAUGCAGGGGUCCAUCCCCCCCAAGGCUGAGUACAGCCUGCAGAUACACUUCCAGCCCUCCAAACCUGUCAACAUCAAGAGGGUGAUCCGGUUGGAGGUUUUAGAUGCAGACAAUCUUGUUGGUAUUGUUCAGAUUGAAAACAUCUUGAUCUUCGCAGAGUCUUAUGACGUUGCCUUGGACAUCACUUUCCCCAAAGGAGCUGAAGGAGGCCUUGAUUUCGGGAUUGUGAAGGUCAUGGAAGAGGUGAAGCAGCCCCUGCAGCUGAAGAACCGUGGAAAAUAUGAGAUCAUGUUCAGCUUUUCCGUGGACUCCUUAGGGAUUUUGCCAACCAGCGUAAAUUCCAUGAUCUCAUUUGUACCCAAGAAAGGCUCACUGACCGCAAUGGAAAAGCCCACAAAUGUCCAAGUGGUAUUUCGUGCAAAAAAGGAAGUAAAGAUUGAGUACCAGCCAGUUCUGCGCUGUCAGAUUAUUGAGCCCAAUAUCGCAGAAGGGGGUGAAAUCAUUGCCAGCAUCCCAAUUAAGUGUUCUGUGAAUGCAGUGUACUCCAAAUAUAACAUCAGCCCCUCUUCCGUCAUCAACUUUGGGGCUUUGAUCUGUGGCACUCGGAGAAGCAUCACCUUCACCAUAGAAAAUCAAGGUGUUACUGACUUCAAGUACGCCCUUUAUAGGCUGACGGGGGAAAGCCCCAUUCAUCAAAAGAAAAUAACCAGCCAUGUUAGACAUGCAAGAUCCCGGGAAAGCUUCUACAAGACAGGCCCUUCCAAAGCAACCAAGUUCUCUGAUUCUGUUCAGAAAGAUGUAAACGUCACAAACCAGGCUCGCUUCACCCAUGGCAUGUUUACCGUGUACCCUGGGUUCGGCUCCAUCCCUUCCGGAGGAAUGCAGGUUAUCACUGUCGACUGCGUAGCUGACCCUGUGGGAAGGUGUGAGGAAUUCAUAGCUAUCGAUAUAUCUGACCGAGACCCAAGAGAUCAGCCUGCUGGUAUUCCUUACAGCCUGUUGGCAGAAGCCUGUUUACCAGCCUUCGUGACUGACAACAAUGCCUUGAUAUUUGAGGAGCACAAGAUCUGUAGCAGCGCUAACCUGCUCAAUGUCCUACAGACCAUAGAGAGUGGGGGGCUGUUUGUGGAGGAUGAGAACAAGUUCAUUUUCUGCAACGUCCUGGUGGGUCAUCAGGCCAAGGCUCGGUUCAAGAUCAGCAAUGUGGGAAAGAUCGCCUGUGAUGUGAACAUUGUAGUUAAGCCCAUCUCCAACAAGCUCAUUGCCCGAAUUGUUGACAUUUUUGAUGUGGAACCCAGUAAGAUGUGUGUUGCCAGCCACUCACAUGCCUUUGCCACGGUGACCUUCACCCCGCAGACCAUGCAGACCUACCAGUGUAUCUUCGAGGCUACCUUGGAUGGCUUGCCUAGCAUUCUGACCAAGAACCGAAGCCUUGUGUUUGAUAUCGUCGGGGAAGGGAACCUCCCGCGGGUGACAGUAGUGCGGCCAGUUCUCUACAACCAGUAUGGAAACCCCUUGCUCCUCUUUAAGAGGCUUCUGCUUGGUCAGUCAGAGAAGCUGCCUCUCAUCCUCAAGAACAAUGGCACCAUCCCUGCCCAGCUGCAUGUUGACCUGAGGGACCAACUAGGAGUCUUCUCCCUGAAAGGGUGGCCCACCACCUCCUACAUCUAUAUCACAGAGGAAAACAAACCAAAUGCCAAAGAAAAGAAAGCUCAUACGGCCUCCCUGGUUGUUCUUCCUGGAGACACAACUGGGUUUGAUGUCAUUUUCCAGUCCCAAAAGGUUGGGCGAAUGACAGGCACCAUCCACUUGUCAGUGAUCAAUAAUCAGUAUGAGGAGACGAACAUCCACCUGGUGGGAGAGGGUUAUGAGGAUGACAUCACCUUGGGCAACAUCCAUGGGCUGGUGGUUUCCAGCAGCCCUGAGGCCCCAGAGAUCUCUGAGGUCAUUGAGGAAAAUACUAUGGAAGACUUGAUAACAGCGGCUCUGGUGGACCACAUCCAGUUUGGGGACUGCCACAUCGGGAGCAGCUAUAAUGUGAGCUUCACAAUCACUAAUCACAGCCAAGUGAAUAUCAUACGGUUUGAAUGGCCCCUUUUAGCUACAGUUUGCUUUUCCCCACAGAUUGGCCACCUUCACCCUGGGUGUGCUAAAGACAUAGUAGUGACCAUGAAGUCAGAAGUGCCUAUCAAUCUGAAGAAGAUGGGGGUCACGUGCAAGCUCUCCAGGAUCAUGUUUCAGCUCCCUACAGACCAAGUCCCUGAUUGGGAUGACCGCAUGCGCACAGUCAAGUGGGUGGAUGUGCUCAGAAACACACCUGGAACUUUAGCUGCAAAACGAAAGGUGAUAGAAACAGAUCCUGAGCCUGCUCACUCAGUAGUAGAAGAAAACUACCGAGAAUUGCAUCUUCAGAUCAGUGCCAAUGUGAAUUUUGCUUCAUAUCAAUGCCAAACAAGCAACGUGCACUUUAAAGAAACACUGGUUUACCAGACCCGAGUGUUUGAGCUUGAACUGACUAAUUCAGGAAAUGUGCAGCUGGAAUUCAACUGGGUCUCAGAAGAGACUGCAAAAGCUGUCAGCUUUGCAAUGCCAGAUAACCAAGGUUCUUCUCAAAAAGACCAGUUUAGCCAGGGCACACUGCACACGAUCAGCACUCUGGACAGCGCCACGGACCAAGGGAAUGAAGUUCCCCCGCCCUUCUUUAUGGAACCCGCCUCAGGCGUUGUACCUGUGGGCAAGAGUCAGAAGCUCAAAGUAAAAUUCUCCCCGCUGGAAGUUGGAGACUUCGAGAGCAAUCUCUUCUGCCAGAUUCCCAACCUGCCACCUGGAGAGCAAGGCCCAGUCCUAUCAGCAAAAGGACGGAGCCUUUUACCCGUCUGCCAUUUUGACCUAAAGCACUCAGAUUACAUCAGUGGUCAUCGACGCAACCCAGAUCUCCGAGGACCUUCUGGUGCAGCUCUGGAUUCAAACACCCGAGUGAUUGAGUUCACCAGUGUGGGCAUAGGAGGGAAGAAUAUCCGGACUUUUACAAUCCUGAACCCAACUAAUAGCACCUACUCCUUCUCUUGGAUCUCUGAAGAAAUUGAAAGUCUCCAGAACCCUCCAGCCUUCACAUGCCUUACAGAGAAGGGUUUCAUCCACCCUGAAAAGAAAGCGGAGAUUGUUUUCCAGUUCACGCCUUUCCAUCUGGACAUCACAGAAGCAUUCUGGACUUUCUUAAUCCCUGAACAUAACAUCACAGUCCCUUUCCUACUGGUAGGAAAAGCCACCGACCCUCUCAUCAAUCUGGACAAGUCACACCUCAACUUCAGUUGUCUCCUCAUUGGCAGAGAAGCCAGAGAGACCGUGCACAUCAUCAACAAGGAGGAGCAGGGGUUCCAUUUUGCCUUCCAGGACAACUCCCGAUAUUCUGAAGGUUUCAGCAACAGCCUGGUCAUAUGUCCCGUGGAAGGCUGGAUCCCACCACUGUCCAGGUUCCCAAUUGAUAUUUUCUUCACACCAAAGCAGGAAGGAGAUGUGAACUUUAAUUUGAUCUGCAAUGUGAAAAAGAAAGCCCACCCUCUGACCUUAAAUGUCAAGGCUGAGGGCUACACUAUGAAUGCAGAGGUCAAGUGCAAGGACAGGACUGGCUUGAUCACUGUCCUGACUCCCAACCAGACUACCAUUAUCAACUUCUAUGAAGUGGAGUUGAAUGAAUGUGUUCAGUGUGAAUUCAGCUUUAUCAACACUGGAAAGUUCAGCUUUAGCUUCCAGGCAGAGCUUUCUGGCCCCAAAGCCCUGCUGCAGUACUUGGACUUUUCACCCAUUGAUGGCAGUGUGGACGUGGGGCAGACUGUGCACACCACCUUGUCUUUCCAACCAUUUAAGAAGUGUGUCUUGAAGGGCCUGGAACUCAGAAUCAAGGUCAGCCACGGCCCAACAUUUACAUGCAGCAUCUCAGGCUGUGCUGUGAGCCCAGCCGUUCAUUUCUCCUUCACCAGCUACAACUUUGGGACCUGCUUCAUCUACCAAGCUGGGAUGCCCCCGUACAAACAAAUCUUGGCUGUCACCAACAAGGAAGAAACACCCAUGAGCUUAGACUGUCUAUACACCAACACAACGUACCUUGAGGUAAACUUCCGUGUCGAUGUGAUAAAGCCAGGGAAGACACUGGAGAUUCCAAUCAUCUUUUAUCCUCAAGAAAGUAUCAAUUACCAAGAACUCAUCCCCUUUGAAAUCAAUGGGCUCUCACAACAAGUAAUUGAAAUCAAAGGGAAAGGCACAGAAAUGAAGAUUUCAGUCCUAGAUCCAGCUAAUAGAAUUGUGAAGUUAGGAGCUGUCCUGCCAGGACAGGUUGUGAAAAAAACGGUUUCCGUCAUGAACAACAGCCACGCCCCACUCACAUUUAGCCAGUCAGCCCUGUUCUCGAUUCCAGAACUCCAGGAACCCAAGGUCAUCACCCUAAUACCAUUCUACAGCAUCUCCCUGAAGCCCAAAGAGUCCUGUAAGCUGGAAGUCAUCUUUGCCCCGAAGAAACGCAUCCCUCCCUUCUCCGAGGAGGUGUUCAUGGAAUGCAUGGGGCUCCUGCGUCCCCUCUUCCUCCUUAGCGGCUGCUGCCAGGCCCUGGAGAUCUCCCUGGACCAGGAGCAUCUCCCCUUCGGGCCAGUCGUGUAUCAGACACAAGCCACGCGUCGCAUCCUUAUGUUGAACACUGGCGACGUGGGUGCAAGGUUUAAAUGGGAUGUCAAAAAAUUUGAGCCCCAUUUCUCCAUCAGCCCAGAAGAAGGCUAUAUCACUGCAGGCAUGGAAGUUUCUUUUGAAGUGACCUACCAUCCCACUGAGGUGGGCAAGGAGAGUCUCUAUAAAAACUUGCUCUGCUUCAUCCAAGGAGGCAGUCCUCUGAACCUAACCCUGUCUGGAGUCUGCGUGGGACCACCUUCAGUAAGAGAGGUGGUGAAUUUCACCUGCCAGGUACGCUCCAAACAUACACAGACCAUCAUGCUUUCAAACCGCACCAACCAGACCUGGAAUCUGCACCCCAUCUUUGAGGGCGAGCACUGGGAGGGGCCGGAGUUCAUCACCCUGGAGCCCCAUCAGCAAAACAAGCCCUAUGAGAUUACCUACAGACCCCGCACCAUGAACUUGGAGAACCGCAAACAUCAGGGCACCCUCUUCUUCCCCCUCCCAGAUGGGACUGGCUGGCUGUAUAUGCUGAAUGGGACUUCUGAGCUCCCCAAAGCCGUGGCCAAUAUCUACCGCGAAAUACCAUGUAAGACACCCUAUGUUGAACUCCUGCCAAUCACCAACUGGCUUAACAAGCCCCAGAGAUUCCGGGUCAUUGUGGAAAUGGUGAAACCAGAAAAGCCAGACCUUAGCAUUACCUUAAAAGGCCUUGAUUAUAUUGAUGUACUGUCUGGCUCCAAGAAAGACUACAAGCUGAACUUCUUUUCCCACAAGGAGGGACUCUACAGUGCAAAGGUGAUCUUCCGAAACGAGGUGACCAGUGAGUUUUUAUACUACAUGGUGAGUUUCAGGGUCAUCCCUUCCGGCGUCAUCAAAACCAUUGAGAUGGUGAGCCCCGUCCGGCAGAGCACAUCAGCCUCCAUCAAGGUGGAGAACCCCCUGCCCUAUACGGUGACCUUCUCCAUGGAAUGCAGGGUCCCUGACAUCAGCCUGCCCACCCAGUUUGUGGUGCCUGCCAACUCUGAGGGCACAUUCUCAUUCGAAUUCCAGCCCCUGAGAGCUGGAGAAACCUUUGGGAGACUAACACUGCACAAUGGUGAUUUGGGUUACUACCUGUAUGAGCUCAAUUUGAAGGCCACGCCAGCACUGCCUGAAAAGCCCAUCCACUUCCAGACUGUUCUUGGCAGCGGUCAGAGCAUCUUUGCCAAGUUUACCAAUUACACCCGGCAGAAGACAGAAUACUACUGCAGGACUGACUGUCAGGACUUCCACACGGAAAAGGUCAUUAGCGCUGCCCCAGGGGCUCAGGGAGGAAGUGAAGUCAGCGUGGAAGUCUAUUUUGAGCCCAGCCACCUGGGUGAGACCAAGGGCAUCCUGAUGCUGUCGUCGAUUGCAGGCGGGGAGUAUAUUAUCCCUCUCUUUGGAGUGGCUCUGCCCCCCAAGCCUCAGGGUCCCUUCCUGAUCCGGGCCGGGUACAACAUAGUCAUCCCUUUCAAGAACAUUUUCUAUCAUGUGGUCACUUUCUCCGUCAUUGUGGAGAACCCAGCCUUCUCUGUUCGCGCUUUAGACUCUGUACGAUCCAAGAAGAUCAAUAAUAUCACAGUCUCUUUUGAAGGAAAUCCAUCUGGCAGCAAAACACCCAUCACCAGCAAGCUGAUCGUGUCCUGUCCUCCCGGUGAAGGCAGCGAAACAGGCAUUAAGUGGGUUUAUUACCUGAAGGGGAUCACCCCUUAGUGGUAACUAAGGUCACUUACAUCAGUGAAAAGUCAUUUACUCAGCCUUAAUAUCUAUGUAUUAUUUACCCUGGUGAAGCACAGAGAAAAUAUCAGAAUUCUAUAGGCACUGUUUAAUCUCCUCAUUCAAUUAUAAGGGCACUUAUUUCCAUAUUAUAUUCAUUCCAAAUAUAUAUAUAUGAAAUACAUAUAUAUUCCAUAUUAAUCAUGGUAAUUACAAACAACAGGGCUAUACUGUACUUUGCAAAGGCAAAUCUCUGAAUUUAGUUUCUAAUCGUAAUCCCAAAGCUCAAAUAAUAAUCCCCAUUUUUAAUAAGAUGACACAGAUAUGACAUUCAUGACCUCCUGUCAUAUAGCACUUAGCAGUACAUGACACUGGGGCACCACAGUUGCUUUUUAAAAUCCAAAGUGGCUUCAAGAGCCCUUAGAUAUGAUUCUAUUUUGAUAUGAUCUUUUAUUCUGCUUUCACAUAAAAGCCAAAUGAAUCACCAUUUUCACAAUGAUAACAGAUAACACUUGCACCAUCAUUGCAGGGGCAAAGGCUGGGGGUGCUCCUUCCGUCUCUGAAUCCUGUUUCCAUUAUACACAAGAAAGUUCUCACUGAAAGCCAGGUCCUGGAGAAACGCUGAGACCCCAGCUUCCCACCCCCAUCCUCAGCUCUGUGCAUAGCAGUCAGCCUGUAGCAUGGUGAUUCUCUACCCAUCUGCACAUCAGAAUCAGCCGGUUCUGGUCCACACUCUCUCACCCAAAUUCUGACAUAAUCAGCCUGGGGAGGGAUGUGGACAUCAUUUUCUUUUUCAAGCUUGAACAGCAGAGUGGAGGACCAGUGCCACAGAUCAUAUGCCCAUCUGGCCCUUGGUGCAGCAACUGAGUCAGGAAUCUACUUCCAGGGGAGGAACACAUCCUAAUUUGAUAUGUUUAAACUGCAGCCGUUUUGUAUGCACAUCAAGGCUGAAGUCUAAGUCAGUGCCUUUCUUAAGAGGGAGAGUGCUAGGGAGGAGUGGGAUGCCUGUCUUAGCCCAGGCUCUGGCUCUGGUCCUUCAAUGUAUAUUAAUAGAACCACUUACCUGUUGGAGCCACCUGAUGAAAUAAAGAUGAUUGCAGACUG
Molecule: messenger RNA, 16434 nt
Organism: Hyaena hyaena (striped hyena)
Lineage: Eukaryota; Metazoa; Chordata; Mammalia; Carnivora; Hyaenidae
Gene: HYDIN
Product: HYDIN axonemal central pair apparatus protein
Exons: 85
Coding region: 1-15327 (5108 amino acids)
Biological process (GO): axonemal central apparatus assembly; cilium movement
Cellular component (GO): axoneme
Source: RefSeq, a predicted model, not a curated record